AUGACAUACACUGGCCAAGAGCUGCCCGCGGCUGCCUUCCACGCCUGCGGUAGUUGCUCCGGGAGCAAGUCGCGCAUCACCCCCCGACGCUCCAAGAGCUGCGUCCGAUCUUUCCCGAGGGCGUGUCAGCGGACCCGUGAUGGCCUUUUCAUCGACACGCCUGCGUUCUUGGACACUCGCGGCAAGACGCAGAAAUCUGUACCGGGCGAAACACCCAUUGCAGUACCGGAGAUCACCAACGCCUUUCACGAGCAAACCCUGAAGCUGAACGACAUUGUCCUCCGUAAGAACGAGCAGCGUCGCAGAUCCCAGGCCAUUGCCGCGAGGAAAUGGCAGCAACUCAUAGCGGUCAGACGCCAGGCGGUCGUGCUGAACAACGUCCGCGACAAUAAAUUGGGCUCUUCCGGAAACAUUCAGGAUCUGAGGCGGACACUGAAAUGGCAAGCCAAUAUUCUGGACGAGCAGCUGACGGAAGAAACUCGCCGCUUGGCUGCCCAGGACAAAAAAAUGCAAAAGCUGUUCAUCGGCAUGUUGGAUGCAACCCAGUAUAUGUCGUGGGACGCUGAGAUUUCCCGCUAUGGAGAGCCCUGCUCCAACAACACAGACAGUGGCAUGGAGGCUCUCUCCUCGACAGAAGUGGACUCCUUUGAUGGGGAUAUCAUGUCUAUCUUGGACGAGGAUCUGACAGGAACCACCCUCGAUAACGAAGAAUUUGAUGCUGAUGAGAAAAUCGGCCCAUUGGACGGGACGCAACUCGACAUUCAAGACUUCUGCAAGUCCAUCGACACGUUUGGACCCAUUGGCAACAAUAGCGUGCUUGUCCCCGACUGGUUUACUGCUCUAGAAUCGGGCAACUCCGUCCCGCUUCUCAGCAAGGGCACCACCAGCCGCUAUGUUGAGCUGGUCAACAAGAUUUACAGGCUCGAGAAGGAAAUGCGAGACGAAAAGGCCGGCAACAGCGCUAGAGAACAGUAUGAAUUGCUUCUGGCUCACAUCAACGCAUCUAUGGCUCUCGUGGCCGAUCGCGAUCGGAAGGUGGUGAAAGCACUGCAGGCGGCUGAAAAUAUACAGGCCGAUUGGGAAGGCCUGGCGGCAGCAGAUGAUUGA
Molecule: messenger RNA, 1107 nt
Organism: Grosmannia clavigera kw1407
Lineage: Eukaryota; Fungi; Ascomycota; Sordariomycetes; Ophiostomatales; Ophiostomataceae
Exons: 1
Coding region: 1-1107 (368 amino acids)
Source: RefSeq, a predicted model, not a curated record